AUGAUGCACGAGAACGUUGGUUUCCGAAGCGCCUGUGUCUUCAUUUUUGGGUAAUUAUUGGGUUUUUCCAGGGCUACUGUAGUUUUCGUUGCAGAUCUCUGUGUCCGCAGACCUAUGUCGCGUUCCUGUCCAUGGCUGUGGUGAGUUUUUAGAAAAAUGGAAGCGAGGGAUAAAGAAAAGGGUAUUUUUACAGCACCUUGUAUGGCUCGGGACCGGCCGUUUUUUCAUCAAUCACAUCUUUCUGCGCCUUUUUCCCCACGUCGCCGCCUGGUGGACCGUUUCUUCCUUUGUCUACGUCAUCGUGUGCCGAGCAGCGGUAGUUUUUUUCAAUUUUCGACUUUAGUUCACUCACAAAUGCUUGAGAUUUUAAAGGCGCAUGGUGAAAUUGUGAAAAAAGGUCCUGACAGGAAAAAUUUCAUCUUAGCGGGAAACUUCCCGAUUUGUUCAAGCGACCUUCGAAAUCAAGUUCUGGAAAAACUUUUAGUGGCCACUAUAGGGUUUUGACCUUUAGUGACCACUAUAGUAGUCAAUUUGGUGGCCACUUAAGGGGUCUAAAGUUAGGGGCCACUAUAGAGGUCUAAGUGCUACUACUAGACCAUUUAAAAUUUUAGUGGCCACUUUAGGGGUCAAUGGAUCAACAUAACUGGUCCAAUCUGUUUUUUCAUCAGAGUUACUGGAAGGAAUACUGGAUGAAAAACUACUGAAGUGGCCACUAAAACGGAAAAUAGUGACCACUAUAGAGGUGGAUUUAGUGGCCACUUUAGUGUCCUCUCCAAAAAGUUCUUGGCGAGCCACUAUAGUAGCCACUAAAAGUUUUCCCAAAGCUUAACUUCACCCGACUUGAAACGGGUUGCGCCUCAAGGGUCUUUAAGCAUCAGAUCAAGCCAAAUGUACGGCUUUUUCAAUACUAUUCUAAAUGAAGCAAUGGUUCAGAUUGUUGGGAAAUUGGUGGUUCCACAAGAAUGGACCCCCAAACCAUUGAUCGUCUGGGCUUUACUGGUCCCUUCGGCUCUUUAUACGGUAAAUUCGGAAAGAUUUAUUGAUUUUUCUGAAAAAUUACAGAACGUCUGGAUGAUUUGGUCGUUUCUGGAAGGAUCUUGGAUCACAGCCAACGGCUUCAAGCGCUUCAGCGAUGGGACAGGUUCUUAUGAGCAACCGGGGUCGCAUUUGGAAUGGCUCAGUGGGGAAUUGAAGCCGCGGCGGACUCAAAACGGCUUGCGCAAGGUGUCAUAGAAAAUCGAAAAUCGAGCCAUUCUAAAUGCGAUGGGGGCAUUUUGAAACAACCCAUGAACUUGCAGAGUUGCUGAUCACUAUCGCCUUGAACAAUAUCGUGCUGGUUUUGGCCUUUUUGCGGCUUCUCAUCGACACUUUUGAUCUGAAUGUUCCUUGGGUUGGUUAGAAGAAGGAAAAUUAAAAAUAAUGCUCAAAUUCCGACGGAAUUUCAUCUAGGUGUCUUCAGAAGGCUUCAAAUAAUAAAAAGUUUCUCAUUUAUAACUGAAUCCUUCUCAAAAGCUCUCGCAGAGGGUGUAUAUAAAAACGUUCAAAACGCAAGGGCCUUCCGUAGAAAAAUUCACUACGCCCUUACUAUCGGGUUGGUACUGGGCUGAUUGGCCUUUUUAGAAAGCCGAAGACUUUUUUUACCGGGGAAAAAAGUUUCUGAUUCAAAACCAAAGUUUCUUCGAAGAUAUGAUUUUUCGAACCUCAAGAGAAAAAUCUUCAUUUUCACGAUUUUUGGUUUUUUGCUCUCAAAUCCGGUCUUACUCGAGCAAAUGAGUUCGUCUUCUGGGAAAGAGUUACUGCGUAGCUAUUCAAAAUGUGUGCAAAGUUUCAAGUCAUUUGAGCCAUUUUCAGAGAAGUUACGCUCGAAUAACCACUUUGAAAUACCUUUAUGGCCAGUACUGUAUCUCUAACUUUUUUUUGAAUUUUCAUUCAGAUUCAGAACUUUCAAUAGGUCUUACGAAUCUUCAAGGUGAUCAUGAAAAAUUUUUUUCAGCUCACCAGGAUCUGUAUGAACGUCCGAGAGCAGUACAAGUGCCAAUGUUUCCACGGGAAUGAGUUCAGCCCUCAAUUGGUGAGUUAAUGAAAAAUAUUGCUUUAAACGAAUUUUUUUCGAAAUAUAGGGGCCUUCAGAUGAUGAAAAAUCCAGAAUCCUUUACGGUUUUUACGUUUUCGUGACCACUAUACAAGCUGAAUUAGUAGCCACCGGCUAAAAAUUAUUGGCCUCUUCAAAUAUCUAAAGGUACCAGUAGACCACUAAAACUGCUAUAGUGGCCACUUAGGCGCAAAGUCUGUAAAGGUAAUUUGAGUCGCCACUUCAGUGCGCUCUCUUGAAGAACCUCUUAAGUGACCACUAAAGUUUUUUUUUUGAUUCUGAAAUGGCAGAUUUUGUCCGUGGAGCUCAUGUGACUAGUGUAGAGUGUUUAAAUAUAAAUUUUGGACCAUUUUGCUCAUUUAUCGAAAAGUUAAUUUUUUGCUGCCUUUUUGGGUAUUUUUAUCAACCUAUAAUGUUCUAAUUUUGCUACUUUACCCCUUUUUAACCUUUUUAAACCUUAAAAAAUCAUGCAAAAAGGAAAAUCUUAUUAAAUUUUGAAGCGACAGUUUGUGACUCUUUUAAAAAUCAUAUUCUGCUUUUUUGUAUAAUAUUGGAGUUAGUGAAAAACUUGAAAGUUGGAAAAAAAUUUUAAAGGUACUUCUGAAGUCUCAACAAAAAAGUGAGCUGUGAAACAAACUGGAAAAAAACCCUAAAAUGACCCCUCCAGACCAAGACCCUGGCGGAGAUGCGUGAGGAGGCCAAGCAAAUGAAGGCGGACAAGGCGACGUGGCUGACGUCGAUCGAGCACGUCAACCGGGUGCUCAUCGCCUACGAAGCCGAAUCGGAACGACUCGUCGAACUUGACGUCGACCGCUACAUCGCCCAGAAACUUGUUCAACGACGUCUCGAGAACAACAUGACGGCUUGA
Caenorhabditis auriculariae is the source of this 2960-nucleotide messenger RNA. Lineage: Eukaryota; Metazoa; Nematoda; Chromadorea; Rhabditida; Rhabditidae. The record is from the annotation of a GenBank genome assembly.